AUGGUAGCACCUGAGCUCCGCGGACAGGUAAUUACUGUCUACAAAGGCCGAGAGUACCCCCUCGGCUAUCACUAUUUUCGCGAUCGGCUUCAUCGCGCCUUUUCGAAACAAUCAAAUAUUACCGAUGAGGAGGAAAUUCGAAAGGGUAUUGCCCGCGCUGAGUUCGUGAAGAAAGAUCCCCAAAGUCCCACGAGGUCUCGCUAUUGGGAAUCAUUCUCUACUUCAAAGAUGGAACUUGAGAUCAUUCUUUGA
Molecule: messenger RNA, 252 nt
Organism: Penicillium waksmanii
Lineage: Eukaryota; Fungi; Ascomycota; Eurotiomycetes; Eurotiales; Aspergillaceae
Exons: 3
Coding region: 1-252 (83 amino acids)
Biological process (GO): respiratory electron transport chain
Cellular component (GO): mitochondrion
Source: RefSeq, a predicted model, not a curated record